Carica papaya (papaya) is the source of this 2297-nucleotide messenger RNA. The record is from RefSeq and is a predicted model, not a curated record. Lineage: Eukaryota; Viridiplantae; Streptophyta; Magnoliopsida; Brassicales; Caricaceae.
AAAUAGUCUUUAAGUUCAAACCUGAAAGAGCAAAAUAUGAAAAGCCCAUAAAAGAGCAGCCUAGAAAAUCCAAUAGAAAACCCACGCCCAACCCGAAGUACCUGCACUAAACCAAAGCAGAAGAGCAGAACGAAAAAAGAGCAGCAGGAGGAAAGAAGUUGCAGAAGAACCAGUCAACACCCUCAAACGGCCACCACCAGAACCGGUCAAUCCUCUUCAGUUUUUACUCUCUAGUACCUUGUUAUUUCUAGCCGUUAGUUUUUUAAGUUUUUCUCCAUCCGUAAAUGUAAGAAAUUGGUUGAUCUCUAUGUGUAUUUAAGGACGCAUUAUCAACGAAUGAAGAGCAGGAUAGCGUCAAACAAGGAACGCAUUGAGAAUCUUGAGCAAGGUUUGGGUGGAUUGCAGGAAUCGGUCAGUAGGCUGGAAGUAGGAAUGACGGGCAAACCUCGGCUCGUUGAGGAAAACUUGCAACGCUUCUCAGACACGAUGAUGUCCAGCCGCGAAGCUUUUGCAAGCAACUCCAUAGGGCGACUCGGACAGGCACAACCCGUCAGGGACGACGGACUCGAACGUAUAGAAACGGGGAGGCAGAACUUCUACUCGAAGGUGGCAAAAUUAGAAUUUCCGACCUUCGCCGGCGACGACUCGACGAAGUGGUUCAAUUGGACUGAGCAGUUCUUCGAGUUACAAGGCACCACUGACAGCAACAACAUCACCUUGGCCGCUUUCCACCUUGAAGGAGAAGCAAAUCAAUGGUUGUAGUGGUUCAGAAAAAUCUGUUAGGAAGGAGGAAGGGAGAUUACCUGGACCUUGUUCACAAGUGAGCUGUGGACCGGAUUUGGGCUGCCCAAAUGCGAAGACUUUGAUGAGACCCUUUUUAGAAUUAAACAACCGGGCUCCCUCAGAGACUACCCAAAAGAAUAUGAGAAGCUCGACAACAGGGUUCAGUGCUGGACCCAAAAGGCCAUGGUUGGAACCUUAAACUCGAGCUGGGAUCCGAUUGCUCAAGCCCAAAACGUUAAGAGAGGCAAUCAAUCUGGCCCGAAUGAGAAGACCAGCUGGGCCGACAAAGGAGAGCCAUCAGGGUCGGGCGAAAUCCGCUUCCCAACAUGAACCCGAUUGUCCCAAACCUUAACCUCAGACGUGAGACAACCGAAACGACGUUCGUGGGAGGAGAUGCAGUGUUGCCGCUUGCAGGGCCUCUAUUUCUACUGCGACAAAAAGUUCUCCACCGGGCACCGAUGUCGAUGGCCGUAGUUAAUGAUAAUGGAAGGGGCUGAUGACGAAGAAGACCCGGACGACACCGACGGCCCCGACAUUUCUCUUCGUGCCUUGGUUGGAUGGGCAACAACCUGAACGAUGCGUCUUUCUGCCACGAUCGAGAAACAGAAGGUGGUCGCUCAUUGAUAGCGGCUCGACACACAAUUUCAUAAGGGAACGGGUCGGCGAUCGCUUGCGGCUUACUGUAGUGCCGACCGAGUCUUUCUAAGUGAAGAUGUCCAAUAAACCAGCCCAUGAAGUGCCAAGGACAGUUCACAUAGUUCUUGUCACCCUUUAAAGUAUCCCUUUUUAUCUCAUAGUAUAUGUUUUACCUUUGACCGGCCUGGAUUUGGUGCUAGGUGUACAAUGGCUGGAAUUACUUGGAACGGGCACAUGUGAUUAGAGAAAGAUGACCAUGGAAUUCUUCUGGGAAGGUUGAAUGCGACGGUUGUAAGGCACCGGGACAUAAGCCAUUCGGUUAGCAUCCAUGAGAUCGGUUAGUAAGUUGUUGAGACAGAAAAAUUUAAAGGUGGCAAUAUGCAUGCAGGUUGAAGUAAAACCAAAUCUGGCAGUAUCUGAGACAAGUAUGGAUGAGUUAUUGGCUGAAUAUCAUGAUAUAUUUCAGGAACCAAACCGCUUUCCACCAGUGAGAAAAAUUGCACACUAAAUCAGCCUCAAAGAAGGGACCGAUCCGUUCAAUAUCAGGCCCUACAAGUAUGCUUACUUUCAAAAGACUGAAAUUGAAAGACAAGUUCAAGAAAUAUUGAAAAUGGGGAUCAUUAAGCCGAGUGUUAGUCCUUUCUCAUCCCCAGAAUUAUUGGUUAAGAAAAAAAAUGGAACAUGACAUUUUUGUACAGAUUACAGAGCCUUGAAUGUUGUAACCAUCAAAAUCACUUCCCUAUCGACAUGCUUGACGAACUACAUGGAGCGGCCUAUUUCACUAAAUUGGAUUUGACCUCCGAAUAUCACCAAGUUUGAGUACAUCCACCAAACACCCACAAAAUAGCCUUGCAAACAUAUAAUAGUUAUUAUGAGUA